UAUACUCCCUCAUAUAGUCAUAUAUUCUUAUUUUGAGAAAAUCAUAUACUCCACAUUUAUUUUCCAAAAAUAAAAAUUAAAAAAACAACAUAUCAUCUUCAACAGCUCAACUCCUCAAGACCUCAACUCCUCAACCCCGGUUUCUUCUCCAAACCCGCGAAAUGGUGAAUUACUUUUGGCUCCAAAAUUUAUUCAUUAUGAAUCAUCAGUUACUCCACUUUUUAGUUGUUGAUCUCAUUAUACAACACACUCAUCACCUUAAAAUCAUCAUAUCCAUCAAUCGGUUACUCACCUCCUUUCUUUCUACUCAGUUGGGUUUGAUGUCGGCAAAGUUGUCGUUGUUUUCUGAAUUUCAAUUCUCCAAGUAUGACAAAGAAAAAUGCCACUAAGCUUGGAGCUAUAAGAGGUUCAGGUGAUGAGCAUCAAACUCAUGAACCAAGAAUGGAAGAAUAUGAAAGGCAGAGAAUGGAAAAUAUUAAAAAUAAUAUGUCAAGAAUACAAGAAUUAGGUUUGAAGGAACAGGCUAAGUCACUGAUGGCGCAAGUUCAAAAUAAUAGAGGCAAGCACAGUAAGAAUAAAAUGAAAAAGGUUUCAGGAGACGAUGAGCUCUAUAGGCCUAACCAAGAUAUGGAGCAUGAACUUGAUUCCACCGAUGAAGAUUUACCAAUUCCACAUUCUAACAAAAGAGACAAGUCCAAUUCUAUUCAAUGGAAGAUUCACAAAAUGAAGGCCCUGACUCGAAAAGCAGUGACAACAGCUUUGGCAAAACGUCGACAGAAUGUUGAUUUGGAUUCUUCACAUGAUGGCUCAUCUACCCCUAAUCAUACAUUGCAAGAACCAGUUGAAAUGCUCAGAUUAGAAGUUGAACACUUAAAUCAUGACAAGAAUGAUAAAGAAAAUGGCAAGCUAUCUUUCAUUUUUGUAUUUAAAAAUGUUUACUUGCAUGCAUGAUCAGUCAUUAUCUUUUUUUAACUUUUGAAUUUCUUUGCUAAUGUUAGCUGAAGAGGAUAAGCCUAGAAGAGGACCCACUAUGUGCUACAAAGUCCAUGGACGCAGCAAAGAAGAACGCUUGGAAAUUACCUUGAAUGAGCAUGGACAACCUGUUGGUCCUGAUGACAAAACAUGCAAUGAGUUCAUUAGCUUCUUAGGAUCAAUAGCUCGAAAAGCAAAUAUCCUACCAUUGACUAUCAAGAAUUGGCCCGUCCUAAGAACGAGAAGAAAGAAGAACUUUGGGAUUAUGUGUUGAAACAUUAUAUUGUCCCAAUUGAGGCCAAAAAAUGGGUUUCUCAAACCGUUGGUGCUGCUUGGAGAAGGUACAAAUGUUAUUUGAAAAGAGUACACUUUCAUAAAUAUGAUAAUGACAAAAAAAAGGAUGAUCAAACGACCAAAACGAGUCCCAAAAAAAUGUUCCAGGACUUGUUAAAGAUUUGGAAUGAUGACAAAUAUGAGGAACGAUGUAUGCAAAAUAAAGCAAAUCGAUUAGUUGGAAAGGAAAGGAACAUUAUGCAUACUUCAGGACCAAAGAGUUUUGCUAGGGUUCGAUAUAAGUGGAAUGAACUUGAGAAAGUAGAUUCAAAGAAGGAGGUUGAAAGUGUGAUUUCAACUAUUAUUGGUAAUAAUAACAAGAAGGCUUUGAUAAAGGAAGUUGAAGAGAAUCAUGCUCUAGAGGUUCAAGCUCUACAAAAAGAUUACGAGGACAAAAGGAAACAAGAUAGAAGGGAGAUAGCAAAUGGUCUUAGCUCCAUCAUUUCUCAACUUCAACAACAAAAUCCUCAAAUGUCUUUUGAUCUAAGCAUGUUUGGCUCUUUAUUUCUUGAUAGUCAAUGUGAUAAAGAUGAUAAUACAACACAAAUGCUUCGACUUCAACAUCCAAGGGAGUGAAUAAUGUGGAGGAUGAACAAGAAGAAGAUGAAGCAGGCAACGAGUAAGAAGAAGAAGAAGAAUGUGACGUCAUAAUUUGAAGUUGCUCCAACUUUUUUUUAUUGUUAUUUCUCGCUCGGACAUAAUUAUUUUAUUUUGUUUAUCAGCUAGACUAAUAUUAUGAAACAAUAGUUAAUUUAGAUAGGAUUUGAUGUUGUAAACAUUUUGAUACCGCUUUUGCUUUUUUUUUUUACUAUUUAAUUUUAUAAGUUUAGGAUUUUCUAAUUAAAUGCUUAUUACAUCUUUUAAUGUUUAACAUUUUUCUAAUAUAACUAAUUCACAAGAAUAUGAUGCAUUUCCAUUCUUUAAACAUAAUGUAGUAAUAUAU
This is a messenger RNA of Chenopodium quinoa (quinoa), 2248 nucleotides long. RefSeq lists its product as uncharacterized. The transcript has 8 exons. Bases 1405 to 1881 code for a protein of 158 amino acids. The record is from RefSeq and is a predicted model, not a curated record. Lineage: Eukaryota; Viridiplantae; Streptophyta; Magnoliopsida; Caryophyllales; Amaranthaceae.